Molecule: messenger RNA, 1462 nt
Organism: Microdochium trichocladiopsis
Lineage: Eukaryota; Fungi; Ascomycota; Sordariomycetes; Xylariales; Microdochiaceae
Product: Sucrase/ferredoxin-like-domain-containing protein
Exons: 2
Coding region: 109-1155 (348 amino acids)
Source: RefSeq, a predicted model, not a curated record
GACUUCCCAACGAACGUGCCCAUCCGAGUGAACCGCUGCGCGCGAGAUGGCCUAGACUUGCCAACCAUUAAUAUCGUAGCCGUGGUCUUUGAGGAGCAAAGAACAGCCAUGUUCCGCCCCGCUCUGCGACAGGCGUCACGCCGACUGGGUGCACUGCCGAGUAAUAAGGCUUAUCCGAGAUCCGGCUGUAGACGGUGGCUCAACACCGUGACGACAUGUCCAGAGCCAACAUGCGAGUGUGCCGACACACCGCCGAUGCCCAAGGACCUCCCUAUAGACUAUAAGGGCAAGCUCGAUGGCCUCAUCUCCAAUUAUGCCCAGCAAGUCCUUAUCUGCACGGGCAAGGACGACUGGGCGUCCCGCAUUGAAGAGGACAACGAUGGGGACAACCUCGCUGCCGAUCUCAAGGAGCUCAUCGGCCGCGGUGGCAUGUUCAGCGACCCCUUUCACAACAUCUCCGUCCUCAACUCGUCCUUCGCAUCGUCCAUCUCGCGCCGCCCAGAGGUGCAGACCACAUCAGCCUUCCUCUUCCCGAGCUUCAAGCACAUCCCCUUCCUGCCCCGGGUGUCCUUUGAGUCGGUCGAGGCCCUCGUCAAGGGCUACCUGCUCCCGGACAAGCUGCACCCCAUGCACGACGGCCUCUCCCCGAUCCACCGCGACCGCCUGCUCCGCAAGGAGGCCUACCGGCAGCUCCUCUACGGCGUGCGCGACGUGACCGACGUCGUUGUGCUCAUCUGCGGCCACGGCGGGCGCGACCUGCGCUGCGGCAUCAUGGGCCCGGCCCUCCGCUCCGAGUUUGAGCGGCAGCUGCCCCGUGCGGGUGUGGACGUGCUGCAUGGGCCCGUCAUCGACGAGAGCAUCUCGGCGCCACCCCUUGCCGGGACCAUCGAUGACCCCCCGCGGACCGCGCGCGUCGGGCUCAUCAGCCACAUUGGCGGGCACAAGUUCGCGGGCAACAUUAUUGUGUAUAUCCCCCCGACGUGGAAGAACAAUGGCGGCAACCCGCACCCCUUGGCUGGUCACGGCGUGUGGUAUGGUCGGGUCGAGCCGAAGCACGUCGAGGGGAUCGUCAACGAGACUAUUGUGAAAGGCAGCGUCGUCAAAGACCACUUCCGAGGAGCCAUCAAGCAGGAUGGCGAGAUGAUCAGGCUCUAAGAGUGUCCCGCACAUUGAGGAAGCGAUAGGGACUCCCCUUUUGGUGCAGAACGCGUGGCGACUAUUCGACAUCGCGUGCCGCUCUGGUUGGCCGCUCUUGUACAAUGAGAACAAAUCCUCAGCUUCGUAGAUACCAUAUAGAACUACCACAUAACUGGGAGCCUGCAACCAGGAGACCACAAUACAUCUUGCUUGAGCCAUGAACAUAUCUUGCUCAAGUUUCCCCCGCCGUCUAGGAGACUCGCAGAGCCAGCGGCACAACUGCUACCAUGGGCUGACUCGUAUGGCAGCGACAGGGACGGCUGAG